Messenger RNA from Clupea harengus (Atlantic herring), 1302 nucleotides. RefSeq names its product myeloid-associated differentiation marker-like. The record is from RefSeq and is a predicted model, not a curated record. Gene Ontology annotation, cellular component: membrane. NCBI's taxonomy places the organism in Eukaryota, Metazoa, Chordata, Actinopteri, Clupeiformes, Clupeidae.
ACACACACUCACUUCAGCUCACACUCCUCAUUUUUCGUCUUAACUCACGCACGCUCGGGCAAACACACUCUCAAACAACUCACAUUUGGACCAACAAACGGCACAAUCUCAAUGCCAGGCCUGAAGUCAGGUUCAGGCUAACACACACUCACACAUUCACCACACACACACACACACACACACUCGUGUGGACACUGGGAAGAGGGGCUGCCACUCCCUCUCGGCAUUCUUCAGAGAACUUUCUCACACGGUGAGAAGACGGAGAAGGGAAGAGAAGACGGAAGAGAACGUGAGGAACGCAAGCAGAGAACGUGAGAGGAGGCGACCGCUGCAACAGACUGAUUUCUGGAAGAAGUAAGCUCUCCUGGUGACCCGGCGGCAUGUUGGAGCGCGUGGACCUCAGGGCGGUGACUCAACCCGUGGGCGUGCUGCGCCUGCUGGAGGUGGCCCUGACCUGCGUGAGCUUCAGCCUGGUGGCGUCGGUGGGCCACUCCUCCUCCUCCUCUUCCUCUUCCUCCUCCUACUGGGCCUGGUGCAUGUUCAGCUGGUGCUUCUGCUGCUUCCUCACCCUCCUCAUCCUGGUGCUGGAGUUCGCCCGCCUCAGCGCGCGCCUGCCCAUCUCGUGGGACGACUUCACCGCCGCCUUCGCCAUGCUGGCCGCCCUCACGCUGCUGGCCGCCUCCAUCAUCUACCCGUCCGUGGUGUUCUCCUGCCCCGGCUGCGCCCGCCAGGUGGCCGCCAGCGUGGCGUCGUGGGCGAGCGUGGCGGCGUACGUCGGGGAGGUGGUCCUGACGCGGCGCCGGGCCGGGGGCCAGGUCAGCGGGUUCCUGUCCACGGUCCCGGGCCUGCUGAAGAUCCUGGAGACGUUCGUGGCCUGCAUCAUCUUCACCUCCCUGGGUCCGGAGCGCUACGCCUCGCACCCGGCCCUGCUGUGGUGCGUGGCCGUCUACUCGCUGUGCUUCAUCUUCGCCUGGCUCAUCAUCAUCCUCACCGUGGCCCAGCUGUUGACCUUCCUCCCCUUCGACAAGCUGGUCUGCGUCUACAACGUCCUGGCCGUCGCGAUGUACAUGAGCGCCGUGGUGGUCUGGCCCCUCUACGGGUUCCGGAACUAUCCGCGGCCCGCCAACUGCACUGGCGGGGCGUGUCUGCCCUGGGACGCGCUGGUCGUCGUGACGUUCAUGACCGUCAUCAACCUGGGGGUCUACAUCGUGGACGCGGCCUACUCCAUCCACCUGGUGUUCAUUGUGCAGCGGCGGACCUAGACGAGGAUGACACACACUCACACUCACACACACUCACACU